AACAAAUUGAACAGUUUACACCAAACAUUGCAAUCGAACGGAAUACUUAAAAGUGUCGGAGCUGUUUCAUUACAACGAUCGUGAUUGAUUAAAAAUAAAAAAUAAAAAAGGAUUUGAAAAUGGGCAACAAUUUAAAAUUGAACUUCUUACUAGUGGCUAUGUUUACUGUUGGCACCUCACUCGCCGAGCCGGGCUUACGUGUCGCAGGGCGCAGUCAUGGUCGAAUUUUAAACAGACCCAAACCAGCUAAGCAACAAGUGGCGCCUUAUCCACCCUCCGGUUUGAAACCAGAACCUCCAUUUGAAUUGCCCAGCGAGCAACCGCAAAUAGAAUAUUUGCCACCAGAGCCUGAAUUAGCAUAUGGACCUCCUGAUAAUACAUAUGGCCCACCAGAAAUAACCUAUGGGCCUCCAGAGAUAACCUAUGGCCCUCCCGAAUCAGCUCCUGUUAAUAGACAACCUGCUGAAACUUAUGGUCCUCCACCAGCUACUUAUGGAGCACCUGAUUGGUCCACUGCAAGUGAACCUCAAAGUGCAGCUAUUAUCAAUGCACCAUUGCAGUUGUCCUCACAGUUCACCUUACCACGACCCAAUAAGGCAGUGAAUUUUCGACCAAAUCAAAAUUUUCGACCACAAACGGUAGCCAUCAUUAAUGCUCCAUUGAGGCCGGUUUCCCAUCUAACGGUACCCCGUCCCGAUCGCAAUAUAAAUUUCCGUCCCAAACCUUUCGCCGCUCAACAGCUAUUCCCACAAACCCAAUUUACUUUACCGCGUGUUGAACGUCCAACCCCAUUCCGGCCAAGACGUAUACAGCAACAAUCGAAUAGAUUUAGUCGCCCAUUGCCAACAAGUAUAUUUGGCAGUUCACCGAAUAGUGGCCGUUCCAGUCGACCAUUGUCAUCGAGUAUUUUUUCCAAUUGAAAUUAUGAAUUAAAAAAAAAUUUAAAUAGUUUUUAAUUUAUUGUUAAUUUAUAUUAAAAAAGUAAAAUGUUAUAUGUUAUAUUUAAUUAAAAAUUAAAUUACUUCAUAAA
Stomoxys calcitrans (stable fly) is the source of this 1030-nucleotide messenger RNA. RefSeq lists its product as uncharacterized. The coding region runs from base 120 to 920 and encodes 266 amino acids. NCBI's taxonomy places the organism in Eukaryota, Metazoa, Arthropoda, Insecta, Diptera, Muscidae. The record is from RefSeq and is a predicted model, not a curated record. The transcript has a single exon.